AUGAUCGGCGUGGGGGCCUUCGGGUCCGUACGCCUUGUGGAGCACGUGAAGACUGGGGCACGAUAUGCGCUCAAGCGGAUCAAGAAGGAGGAUGGCCAGGUUCCCAUGGAGAUUCAGGAGGAGUGCAACCUCCUUGGCAUGGCGAGCCAUCCUUUCGUCCUGCAGCUCGUGAGGUCCUUUCAGACGGAGAAGAGUUUGUACAUCCUCACCGAGCUCAUCACCGGGGGGCAGCUCUACGAACAGAUGCGGGACAAGAUGGGCACCGCCAGUCGCCGACAUGCCCAGUUCUACACGGGCUCCUUGGUGCUCAUCCUGGAGGCCCUGCACCUGGCGGGCGUGGCCUACAGAGACCUGAAGCCGGUUCCGCGGCUUUGUGAUUUUGUUUCGGUGGGAGCUCGGGUGAGGAGGGUCCCCCAAAAAAGGGGCCUUAAGGAUUACCGAAUUACCCAUACGAUUUUUGGGGGUUCCUUGAAUUAUGACUAUAGUAGAAUAGACCCCCAAACCCUAUUCUGA
This is a messenger RNA of Symbiodinium necroappetens, 513 nucleotides long. The record is from the annotation of a GenBank genome assembly. NCBI's taxonomy places the organism in Eukaryota, Dinophyceae, Suessiales, Symbiodiniaceae.